AUGGCACCAAAAGCAGCUGCGAGCUCCAAAAAUGGCGAACGAUCAGGCAAGAAUUUCAACCCCCAAAUAUUCGCUGAAGCUGUUAAAAAGGAAAUGCGCACAUUCAAGCCAUACGAGACAUUCAUGUUGUCACCAAACAUUAAGAAAAGGGUGCAAUGGCUGACAUCUGACUUGCUAAACCCAAACUUAGACAUUGUUCUAAGUCAAAAGCCAACUGAUUCUGUGCCAACUGGAACUGAAGGUGUCUUGGAUCAGGAAUAUUUUUUGCGAGAAGCCCAACGUAACUUGGCACCACGGGACAAGUACCCAGCUCCUUUAACUGCUUCGCAAGCUUACGGAUGGGAUACCAGGCCGAUAAUGAUUCUACGAGAUGAGAGAUUUCAUCAUCCUAAAAAGACGACGGAAAUCACGAGAACUCCCAGACCUGCACCAACUCCAAAAGCCGACAAGAAGGGUGGCAAAUAG
Messenger RNA from Synchytrium microbalum, 465 nucleotides. RefSeq lists its product as uncharacterized. Gene Ontology annotation, cellular component: ciliary base. NCBI's taxonomy places the organism in Eukaryota, Fungi, Chytridiomycota, Chytridiomycetes, Synchytriales, Synchytriaceae. The coding region runs from base 1 to 465 and encodes 154 amino acids. The record is from RefSeq and is a predicted model, not a curated record. The transcript is spliced from 3 exons.